Messenger RNA from Maudiozyma barnettii, 1446 nucleotides. It is a transcript of the gene UTR1, whose product is annotated as NADH/NAD(+) kinase. Gene Ontology annotation, molecular function: NAD+ kinase activity. Gene Ontology annotation, biological process: NADP+ biosynthetic process; NAD+ metabolic process. The coding region runs from base 1 to 1446 and encodes 481 amino acids. NCBI's taxonomy places the organism in Eukaryota, Fungi, Ascomycota, Saccharomycetes, Saccharomycetales, Saccharomycetaceae. The record is from RefSeq and is a predicted model, not a curated record. The transcript has a single exon.
AUGAGUCUCAAACAAUCAGAAGGGGGAAAUGAACCGAAUAGCAAUUCCAAUUCCAAAGAGAUGAAUGGUGUCAAUGACACACAAAAUCAAAUACAAAACUUUUGUUUGCUGAGAACGCCUAGUAUGGGUGUAGAUGAUGUAUGUAAUCAACCAGAAUAUCAGAAAAGUGCAUCUAGUUCUUCAGAGACUACUAGGAGUGGCUCGUCUGCACAAUUACAAUAUGUUAAGGCAGCGAACGAUGUCCGAAAGAUUAAUAAGGGCUUACGGAAUGCAAAGAUUGAUUUGGAGGUUAAAAAUUUAAUGAUUGUAACCAAAUUGAAUGAUUUAUUUCUUAUUUAUUUGACAAGGGAAUUAGUAGAAUGGUUAUUAAGAAAUUUUCCUUCGUUGAAUGUUUAUGUUGAGGAGACUUUAAAGGAUGAUCCAAAAUUUAAUGCAGAAGGGAUAUAUAAGGAUGCAAGAUGUAUUGAAAAUAGGAUAUUUUAUUGGACACCACAAUUUGUUAAAGAGCAUGAUUUAUUUUUUGAUAUGGUAAUAACCAUGGGUGGUGAUGGUACUGUGUUGUACGUUUCGACAAUAUUUCAACAAUCAGUACCGCCUGUAUUAUCAUUUGCAUUGGGUUCGUUAGGUUUCUUAACAAAUUUCAAAUUUGAAAAUUUUAAAGAAGAUUUACCUGGAAUAUUGAAUCAUAAAAUUAAAUCUAAUUUAAGAAUGAGAUUGCAAUGUUCAGUAUAUAGUAAUAAAAAAAUAAAAAUUUCAAAGGAUGUAGUCGUAGAUGAUUCAUCUGUUACGAGUGUCCCUGAAGAUCUUCAAAGUUGUCAUACAGAUCCUUCGUUGUAUAUAUCUUCCGUUCACCAUGUAUUAAAUGAGAUUACGAUUGAUAGAGGUCCCGGGCCAUUUUUGACAAAUUUGGAAAUAUAUGGAGAUGAAUUUUUCAUGACUAAUGCCCAAGGUGAUGGUUUGAUUGUUGCUACGCCAACUGGUUCAACAGCGUAUUCAUUAAGUGCGGGUGGAUCAUUAGUGUGUCCUACGGUUAAUGCGAUUGCAUUAACACCUAUUUGCCCACAUACUUUGAGUUUCCGUCCCAUUAUACUUCCCGAUAGCGUAUGCUUAAAGAUUAAAGUUUCUAGUAAAUCGAGGGGAUCUGCUUGGGCAUCAUUUGACGGUAAAUCAAGAAUUGAAUUGAGACCUGGUGACUACGUUAAGAUUUCAUGUAGUUCAUUCAGUUUCCCAACUGUAGAUUCAACUGAUGAACAAUUCAUUAGAAGUAUUAGUCGAACAUUAAAUUGGAAUGUAAGAGAACAACAGAAAUCUUUCACUAAUUUACUUUCAAGUAAAAAUAAGAAAAAUUUUGUAAAGGAGGAAAAAGCUAAAAAGGAAUUUGACAGCACAGAUCAAUCAUUUUCAUCGAGUGAAGUUGAUGUUCGUAAUGUCAAAGAAACCCCGUAA